UCAAGCUGCUGUUGGUGAACAGAUGGGAGGAGGAGCUUGACUGACAUUUCCCUUACUCUCUGGGUUAUUGGUGCUGAGGCCAAGUUGACAGACAAGCCCAACGGCCGAACGCGCGCGCGGUGAGCACGGGAGCGGAGCGCGCGGCGAUGCUGCCGUUAUUGGCGAGGCUGGAGGUCGAGGACUGCCCCAAGUUCAUUCACAGAGUAAUUGAUGGUAUUUGUGGACGUGCACUCCCCCGAUUCCGGGAUUUUGGAAGCAUUUGGAGUCUGGUGGAAUGGAUGGAGGUCCUAGAGGAAACCUCCGCAUUUGUGCAACAUGCCAUUGGCAAGCAUUUGCCAGAUGAAGAGAUUCUCCAGCUGUUGGAUGGAUUGAAUGCACCCCAUCAAGAAGCAGUACUUAACUGUUUAAAAGGAAGAAAAGAGGAGCUCAAGUCAGCCUUAAUUGAGAAAACAAAUGCUGUGUCAUCUGCUCAACUACAGGAUUUUGAUUGGCAGCUAAAGUUACCUCUGUCGAGUGAUAAGAUUGCCUUUCUUCAAACACCACUGCUGAAUCUUGACCUUGAUGUUAGGGAAAAUGGAGUAUUGAAGCCGGUUUCCAUUGAGAUGGACAAAGAAGAGUUGCAAACCCUCAUUCACUCUCUGGAGGCAGCAAAUAAGGUUGUUCUACAAAUAAAAUGACUGGAGAUAAUCAGUGGCAUCUAUUUCUGUAACAGUUGCAGUACAGACUGAGAGCUACUUGGAGCUUUGCACUGAUAUUGAAGUAAAAGCGAGUAAUUGCAUCAUCAAGAUUCCAUGAAUAAAUAAAGUCAAGCCUGGAGAACUAUCAGAAAUUUGAAAACCUGUUUUAUUCUUUAAAGUAUUUGGUUAACUUUUGACACUCAGCAGAACCAAAGAUAUUGGAUAUACACAGUAUUUGAUCCAAUAGCUAGCCACAAUAAUUGAAAUACACAGCACUAAAGUUUUUGUUUUGUCAUCUGAAUGAUGAUCUGCAGCUUAUUUGUACAUUUAUUACUUGAUUCAAGAGGCUUGCAGAAAAGACUUUAACCAAGGAAAUAACUUUGUUUCUAAAGUUGUCGUAUCAGAUUUCCCUCAUGAUUGUUCAUGUGAAUUUUACAACUCAAUUUUCAACAUAGGAAGAGCAAACUGCAAUUACUGAUUCAUCUGCAGUAUUUUAGUGUGUUGCCUAAUAACGCAUUGCAAUUGGCACAAUUCUUGCAACUACUUGAGAAUUGAUUAUCUUUUGAGAAGGGGAAGGAGAAAUGUAUAACCAGGAAAAAACGUCUUGCAAAUGUGUGUAUGUAUGUAUGUGUAUAUAUAUAUAUAUAUAUACACAUAUAUAUAUACCAUAUGCAUGCUCAUUCUUCUAUUUUGUAAGUUAUUUAACCCUUUUUAGUCUACAUAUUCAUUCAUGUUGCUUGCACUCCGUCCUAUGAUAAUUCUGUUGUAAUUAUGAACUAUUGUAGUUGCAGAUUUGGGAGCAACUGCUAUGAUAUUUUUGCUACAGGGGAUGUAAAGUGCCCCCAGUCUGAGAAUUCAUGGCCUGCUGGAGGCUUAAGUCUGUGGGCAGAGGCUGUUAGGAAAGCGGAACUUUGGAAGUCAGUGGCUACACAUAUUAAAAAUCUGUUAAUUGGAACUUCCAACACUUUAUUAGCACCCAUUAGCUAUCCAGAGGUUGAAAAUUCCUGAACUAUCUGAUUUUGUUGUGCUCUCUUGCUGUUAACUGUUAACUGAUGUGCUAAAGAGUUCUCUUCGUGUGCUGUCUCACUGCUGCAGCAGCUGACACUUCCCAUAUUCAAUUCAGCGAAGGAUCCCAAAGCUCUAUCUUGUAAACUCUACAAUUUAAAUCCAGGACUUGUGGACAAAGUUCUAACAUUUAAAUCAAAAUUAGAUUCAAUCAAUGAACCACACUGAUAUCUAGUUAUAUUAAUGAAAUAAGAGUAAUGAAUAUUUCUAGUAAGUUAAAAUAAAGCCGGACAAUCUAUAGGUGUUUUUUAAUGAGUUUAACAUUUUCUUUUCUCCUUUGACUGAGAGGCAAUGAGAGCCUUUACUCUAUGGACUUUGCUCAUUACUGAACUGCUGUGCUACAAGGACUUUAGUGUCCUCUUUUAAUACAUGAAAAGCCGCUGAAUUCAGGUGACUGAAGUCAUACAGGUUUUGGUUAAAUCAAGGUUUGUAUGAGUAAAGAGAAAGGGGACCAUGAAGUAACUGGAGAGACAUGAUAAAUCUUGUGGGGAAAAGAAGAGCAUUUGGAGAAUCCUCCUUCUAUAAUGUUUGUGCUGGAAACCCUACAAUAUAAAACCAUGACUCGUGGACAAAAGUUCUAGCAUUUAAACCAAAAUUAGUUUCAAUCAAUGAAUCUUGACCUCAUGGUAGAAACACACGCUGAUGUCAGGUUGUAGUAAUUAAAUAGGGGUAAUGAAUAUUUAUAGUAAGUUAAAAUAAAAUGGGACAAUCUAUUUAUAGGUGUGAUUUUUUUUUAAAUAUGGGUUUGACAUUUUCCUCCUCUGAGGGAUGAUGGGAGCUUUUACUCUCUGGUUUUUGCUCAUCCUGCUUUAAGCAGGUUGCCAAGAGAUGCCCAUGACUGACUCAGGCUAGCUCCUCCCUCAAAGCAGUGCAACCAUGAGUAGGAGCUUAUUGAAGUUGGCUUUGAAUAUGUGUCCCACCACUUUGUGCCACCACUAUACUGCACAGCAGAACUCUGUUAGAUCCUUUGCUAUUAUUUCCUUUUGACUGGAUAAACUACAUUGAUAAACUUCUAACUCUUGACAAGUCUGCUAGAAUCCAACAGAAAAUUUUCAUUUUGGAAAGCUUGUACUACAGGCCUGAGCUCAGUUCUUGUAGAAGGGGCUUUCACUGCCUUGUCCUUGUGAAACUCAUAAUGGGCUCUUAUGAUGUGCAGAGUAACUAAAAAUAGAUGUUAUCAACUUGACAAGGGCUAAUUCAUCCUUUAACUAGAGGCAUUCGCUACUCUACUGAGUGAACCGUAUCUUUCCUCUUGAUCCCUUGUAGGGGAAUUUUCAGAGUUCAGUCUCACUUUUUUUUUUGUUUUGAGAUGCUUAAAAUGCACUGAUGUCCCUGAAAGGGAAGGCCGCGCAGGCAUUUUUAAAAUUGUCGUGUUACAUGUGCCUUAAACUGAAUUUACCAUAAUAUUGAAAAAACUAUUCCAAGUUUUGCACAUUCCUGUGGUAUGUGGCCAAUGUCCCCCGGAAAAUUGAAAUUACCCAGUUUGUGAUGAUUUUUAAUAAAAAAUGUUGGUCCACAUGUGCACUGCAUAGCAAAACACAAGUUCCUGUUGCCAAUAUUUGUCAUCUGUUUGAAUAAAUGUUACAAAUUAAACUGGAAAUUUGACAUUUAAAAA
Molecule: messenger RNA, 3357 nt
Organism: Carcharodon carcharias (great white shark)
Lineage: Eukaryota; Metazoa; Chordata; Chondrichthyes; Lamniformes; Lamnidae
Gene: commd8
Product: COMM domain containing 8
Exons: 5
Coding region: 147-677 (176 amino acids)
Source: RefSeq, a predicted model, not a curated record